AUGCUGACUUUCGGAACCUUUGCAACUGGUAAAUUUAGUUCAGCAUUCAAUACUGCAAAGGCUGUUUUUGAUGGCUUAAAAAAACCGGAAAUACAGCAUAAACUGAUUGCGGUAAGUAAAAGUGAAGCUGUUCGAUCGGCAGUUUCGUCCCUUGCUAAAAACAAAGCGGCACGUAAAGCUACUCUGAAUGCUUUGCAAGAUGAAAGGACUUUGAAAACAGUAUGUCGCAUUGCUCAGACCUGUAGUAGGCAAGAGCAGCAGAAAAAUCUUACAAAUUUGAUUGACAGUAUACCAGCUCGUGCAUUUGCCAAUCAUGGUGCUACUUCCAAAUUCAAUGCAAACAAAGCUUUGAAAUCGAUAUAUCCUUCACUUCCUCCAUCACGAGAUUAUGCAUCUGAUAUUAGUCCUAAAACAUCGCAUAAUCUAUCGCAGUUUAAUUUUGCUUCGGAAACGAAUACAUUUACGGACGCGAAUCAAGAAAAGCAACCGCAUGGUUAUGCAAAAUUUGGGUUUCUCGCAUCACAUUUUGAUGAACUUUCCGCAGAACCGCUCGAUAUGAUUAUUCUGGAAAAAAAGGUAGAUGAUCAAUGGGUCUACGGGCUUAAUAAAAGGACUGGUCAGAAGGGAAUCAUGCCACUUCUGUAUAUUGAUGUAAAAAUUCCUCUUCCCACAGCAUUAAUAUCAUCAACUUGUCAAGUGCCGUUUUAUGCGAUCGCAUUAUUCGAUUUUGAUAGCAGCGUGUCAGGAGAUCUUACGUUUCGAGUAAAUGAUGAAAUUUAUGUUAUCGAAAGGAUUAAUAAUGAUUGGCUACGUGGUACGAUUGGUACACGUCAAGGUAUCUUUCCUGCUAAUUAUGUUCGGGAAGUUAACGUCCCAGCGACAGCGAUUUCAGAACCCAUAAGUUGUCAUGCGUCAGUAAAAUACAUUAACGCCUUAUAUGAUUAUAACAGUGCCGUGGAUGGCGAUCUAACCUUUAAGACAGGUGACCAGAUAGAAGUGCUGGAGUGGGUAAGCGAAGAUUGGUUGAGAGGCAAGUUGAAUGGGAAAAUUGGCUUGGUACCACGUACUUAUAUUGAGGACCGCAGCAGAGGCGUUGACGCUGGAAAACAAUUGAAUGCUAUGAGUACAGUUGUCAUUGCAACAGAAGAUUAUUAUAAUAUUGCAGAAGACCAUUUGUGCUUCUCGAAAGGAGAUCAGAUCGAAGUAAUUGAAGAGAUCAAUGAUAGUUGGUUGAAAGGAAAACUAUUGCUGAAUAUGAGUAAUACGAACUCUUUCCCGGUGGGAUUAUUUCCAAGAUCAGCUAUCCAGUGA
Messenger RNA from Cercopithifilaria johnstoni, 1311 nucleotides. The record is from the annotation of a GenBank genome assembly. NCBI's taxonomy places the organism in Eukaryota, Metazoa, Nematoda, Chromadorea, Rhabditida, Onchocercidae.